Molecule: messenger RNA, 517 nt
Organism: Salvia miltiorrhiza (redroot sage)
Lineage: Eukaryota; Viridiplantae; Streptophyta; Magnoliopsida; Lamiales; Lamiaceae
Product: non-specific lipid-transfer protein 2-like
Exons: 2
Coding region: 45-395 (116 amino acids)
Biological process (GO): lipid transport
Cellular component (GO): membrane
Molecular function (GO): lipid binding
Source: RefSeq, a predicted model, not a curated record
GCUAACCACACCUUUUUCUAUCCCCCAUUUUGCAGUAAACCAGAAUGCUGAAGUCAGUUUGCAUGGUGGUAGCCGCCGCAAUGCUGGUGGUGAAUGUGGUGGUGCCGCCUGCUGCGGCGGCGAUGGGCUGCGGCACGGUGGUGUCGUACCUAAAUUCGUGCAUCCCAUAUGUUACUGACAGGGGCCCUCUGGGUGGUUGUUGUAAUGGGGUUGAAGCACUUUACGCCGCCGCCGACACGGCGGCGGACCGGCAGAGUAUUUGCAACUGCUUGCAGUCUGUGGCGUCGUCGUACACAGCCGUCAACUUCGGCAAGGCCGCCGAACUCCCCGCCCGAUGUGGAGUCAACAUUCCCUACAAGAUCAGCCCUUCUACUGACUGUGCAAAGGUGCAGUGAGUUUAAUCGACUGAAAGACUGCACAAAAAGCAAAUGAAGCAUUUGGGGCAUGUGGUUCUCAAUCUAAUUAUGAUUGGAUUUCUCUUUCACUCCUAAUUAAUCUUUGUAUCAGCAUCUGUUAG